Messenger RNA from Stylonychia lemnae, 723 nucleotides. NCBI's taxonomy places the organism in Eukaryota, Ciliophora, Spirotrichea, Sporadotrichida, Oxytrichidae. The record is from the annotation of a GenBank genome assembly.
AUGUUUGGACUGGAAAGAGCAGGAAAGACCCACAUGCUUUACAACAACCUAGUGGGUGAGGGAGGCAUGCAUACAAUUAAGAAACUGAAAGAGACCCUGGGCAUGAAUUAUGAGCAUGUGAUAGAAUCGCCUCAGAACUUCGAUGUGUGGGACAUUAGUGGGAACCCUCAACUGCGAAAGAACUGGUCGCUUUACAUUAAGAAUGUGCCAGUGGCGGGAGUCAUUUACGUGGUGAAUGUGAGUGAGGAGAUCGAAAGACUCAGAGAGAGCAAGAAGUGGCUGCACAUGAUUAUGAACGAGCAGGCGCUUAAUGACUGCAUCGUAGCAGUCGUGUUUAACAGCAAACCUAACUUGCAAGCCAAUUAAGCCCAGAGUGGUUUCACGGGGAAAGACAGUACUAUGAAGAAAGACCAAACCUUGAAGAGUGGCUAUGAAAGUCAGAAUAUGGCUACUGCUGCUAUGCAGAAACCAGUCAAGAAAAAGGAUCAGUGGGUAGAGUCGCCCUUCAAUCAGGAGUAACUUGAGAAGAUAUUUGCUCUUAAUAAGCUAAAGAAGACAAUGAUAAAGCAGUCAUUCUUGAUUGAUGUUGGGGAAUAAAAAGCAUGUGAAAAGGUGUUCCAAUGGGUCAGUGCCAGACUAGACUCAAAGAUCAAGUAAAAAGCGAAAAGAGAGAGGCAACAGGCUGCUGCGGCUUAAAGUGAAAAUACAGAUGCGAGUAAAUGA